ACGGUCGGCAUGAGGUCAGCCAGCAGCUCCUGGAACAGCGGUACAUUGGUGUUCGAUAGGAUUGUUUACAACAUAGGUGGAGGGUACGACUCAGGCACUGGUGUCUUCACAGCUCCUGUCAAUGGACACUUUGUUUUUUUCGUGAAUGUACAAGCUUAUAGUUCCAAUGCAGUAUACACACAUCUAGUACUAAAUGGCUCGAAUAAAGUCACAACUAUGGCAGAAAAUGGUUCUUACAUGCCAGGACCAAAUUUGGCGGUAUUAGGACUUCAAAAAGGAGAUCGAGUAUGGGUCAAAUAUUACGCCGGGACUGGUUAUUACAGCGACAGUACAGCUCCUGCUACCACGUUCUCUGGAUUCCUUAUUUAA
Messenger RNA from Saccostrea echinata, 369 nucleotides. RefSeq names its product complement C1q tumor necrosis factor-related protein 6-like. Gene Ontology annotation, molecular function: protein binding. The coding region runs from base 10 to 369 and encodes 119 amino acids. The transcript has a single exon. NCBI's taxonomy places the organism in Eukaryota, Metazoa, Mollusca, Bivalvia, Ostreida, Ostreidae. The record is from RefSeq and is a predicted model, not a curated record.